This is a messenger RNA of Micromonas pusilla CCMP1545, 1436 nucleotides long. Its product is annotated as proteasomal ATPase. Gene Ontology annotation, cellular component: proteasome regulatory particle, base subcomplex; cytosolic proteasome complex. Bases 72 to 1271 code for a protein of 399 amino acids. The transcript has 3 exons. Gene Ontology annotation, molecular function: proteasome-activating activity; ATP binding; ATP hydrolysis activity. Gene Ontology annotation, biological process: positive regulation of RNA polymerase II transcription preinitiation complex assembly. NCBI's taxonomy places the organism in Eukaryota, Viridiplantae, Chlorophyta, Mamiellophyceae, Mamiellales, Mamiellaceae. The record is from RefSeq and is a predicted model, not a curated record.
GAACGGCGACGGACGGCGACGGACGUCGGGGGGCGAGGUGAAAGCGACCGUUCGGGGGACGAGCGCGCGCGAUGGGGGAGCCGGAGAUCGACCCCAAGGCGGCGGCGAUCAACGAGUACCAGAGGCUGAUGAUGCAGCACAAGGAGCUCGACGGGAAGGUGAGACGGUUACGGGACGACGUCAAGGAGACGAAGAAGACCUUCGACAAGACCGAGGACGAUCUGAAAGCGCUGCAGAGCAUGGGGCAGAUCAUCGGCGAGGUCUUGAGGCAGCUCGACGAGGAGCGAUUCAUCGUCAAGGCGUCCUCCGGUCCGCGUUACGUCGUCGGCGUGCGAACGAAGCUGGACAAGGAAAAGCUCGUCAACGGCACGCGCGUCGCGCUUGACAUGACCACCCUGACGAUCAUGCGCGCGCUCCCGAGGGAGGUGGACCCGGUGGUGUAUAACAUGCUCCACGAGGACCCCGGACACGUGGAUUACUCCGCCAUCGGCGGGCUGGGGGAACAGAUCCGCGAGCUGCGCGAGAGCAUCGAGCUGCCGCUCAUGAACCCGGAGCUGUUUCUUCGCGUCGGGAUUAAUCCGCCGAAGGGGGUGCUGCUGUACGGGCCGCCCGGGACGGGGAAGACGCUCCUCGCGAAGGCGAUCGCUUCGAACAUCGACGCCAACUUUCUCAAAGUCGUGUCCUCGGCCAUCGUCGAUAAAUACAUCGGCGAGUCCGCGCGUCUGAUCCGCGAGAUGUUCGGGUACGCGCGCGAGCACGAGCCGUGCAUCAUCUUCAUGGACGAGAUCGACGCCAUCGGAGGGAAACGGUUCAGCGAGGGCACCUCCGCGGACCGCGAGAUUCAGCGAACGCUCAUGGAGCUUCUGAAUCAGCUCGACGGGUUCGACGUCCUCGGAAAGGUGAAGAUGGUGAUGGCGACGAACCGACCGGACGUGCUCGACCCGGCGCUGAUGCGCCCCGGGCGUUUGGACCGCAAGAUCGAGAUCCCGCUCCCGAACGAGGGCGGGCGCGUGGAGAUCUUGAAGAUUCACGCGCAGAAGAUUAACAAACACGGGGACAUCGACUACGAGGCCAUCGCGAAGAUCGCGGAUAACUUCAACGCGGCGGACAUGCGAAACAUCUGCACCGAGGGCGGGAUGUUCGCGAUUCGGGACGAGCGGGAUUACGUCGUGCACGAUGAUUUCAUGAAAGCCGUGCGGAAGCUCGUGGAAGCGAAGAAGCUCGAGCCCACGGCGUCGUACGACGAGACGUUCAAGAACACGGACAAGUGAUGACGGGACGACGCGCGGCGAGGCGAACGGCGCCGGCGGCGACGACGACGAUGUAAUCGAUCGAUUGGUUUCGCUCAGGACCCAACCUUGGUAACCACACCUCGCGUCCAGGAGCAAUACUCAGCCGCCCCCGCACGCAAAACUAAUAGACUACUAUCUCACAAC